This is a messenger RNA of Ipomoea triloba (trilobed morning glory), 1797 nucleotides long. RefSeq names its product homeobox-leucine zipper protein PROTODERMAL FACTOR 2-like. The transcript is spliced from 9 exons. NCBI's taxonomy places the organism in Eukaryota, Viridiplantae, Streptophyta, Magnoliopsida, Solanales, Convolvulaceae. Gene Ontology annotation, molecular function: lipid binding. The record is from RefSeq and is a predicted model, not a curated record. The coding region runs from base 1 to 1797 and encodes 598 amino acids.
AUGCCUCAAUGCCCAUGUGUCCAUGACCUGCAUACAAAAAAUUCAUUUCUCGAGAGCACUCCUCAGAUACUUCACAAUCUGAACUACCACUUCCCAAUGUGCCUGUCGACUUACCACACUCACUGGAAACGAGAUAUCCGGGAAAAUGCAAAUGCAAAUCUAAGUUUCCAGUCUCUCCUCUUGUCAGUUACAAUAUCUGCAGACAUGUACAAAGAAAAAAUUUUGGAACUUGCAUUAUCAGCAAGCGAAGAGUUAUGGCACAUGGCACAAGAACAAGAACCCUUAUGGCUCUUCGACACGAAUAAGGGCUCCGAGGUUCUUAAUGAAGCCGAAUAUAAGCGGCGAUUCAUCUCACUUGAUGAAACAUUGGAUGAGAUCAUAAGGUUGGUAUCUACUGGAGAAUCUAUUGAUGAUCACCACUUCCUAAACUUCAAUGAGAAUGCAGCAAAUGGAGAAUUUGCUUUCAACAAUGAAGCAUCCAAGUCCAUUGGGGUUGUUCUUGCGAGUUCAGUUAGCAUUCUAAAUGUGCUGAUGAAUGUGGAACAAUGGUCAAGCGUGUUCUUCAGUAUUGUUUCAAAAGCAACAACCCUUGGAGUCUUAUACCCAGGAGAGAAUGAAAACCAUAAUGGAGCUUUGCAAGUGAUGACAGCAAAUUUUCAUCUUCCUUCACCAUUGUUUACACCUCGAGAGGUGAAAUUUGCAAGAAUUUGUAGAAGGAUAAAUUUGAACACUUGGUUAGUAGCUGAUGUUUCUCUGGAAAGUGUGUUUCCUAAUGAAGCAGUACCAUGUGUUCAGAGAAGACCCUCUGGUUGUUUAAUCCAAGAACUUCAACCUGGCUUAUCUAUGGUUACAUGGGUAGAGCACAAUCUGGUACCUAAUGCUUCUGUUCAGCAUAUGUUCAAAAUGUUACUCACAUCAGAUUAUGCAUUUAGUGCAAAGAGAUGGAUUGCAACAUUGGAAAGAUAUUACGAUAAAAUCACAAGUCUAGAGGGACGACAAGAAGACAAUUCUCCACAGUCUAAUGGGUUAAGUGUUGGAAAUAAAAAUAUGUUGAAGCUAGCUCAAAGGAUGGUUAAGUGCUAUGCUAGAAACAUUAGUCCAUGUAGUGACAAUUCAUGGAUGCCCUUGCCAAUUUCUGGUGCCGAGGAAAUCUUUGUCAAAAUGAGCACAAACUUGGAUGAUCCAAGGCUCCCUCAAGGUGUUGCAAUAACUAUUUCUACUUCGGUUUGGUUGCCAAUCCCUCAAGCCCACUUGUUUGAGUUUCUAAGAAAUAGAACUAACCGUGGAAAGGGAUGGAAAUUUAGAUUCACCGCUGAUAUCCACCUGAAUCCACUUCGCAUGGAUCAGUGGGAUCUAUUGUCUGCUGGCUCCAAUAUUUUGGAAGACAUGAAGAUCUCUUCUACUCGGGACCCUUCAAAUUCAAUUUCACGACUCUUGAUUGAGUCUCCAGCAACCGACAAGGCGGCAAAGCUUUACCUCCAAGAGAGCUUCACAGAUUCAGUAGCCAUGUAUGUGAUUUAUGCACCUCUUGAUGUGGUGGCGACACAAUACUUAUCAGAUGGGAAAGAUGAAGAUAGUGUUCCCAUACUGCCUUGUGGAUUUGCUAUUUUGCCGGACAAAGCAAAUUGGCCAUCUGGGGAGAGUGUUAAUGGAAGUAUUCUUACAAUUUCAUUCCAAUUAAUUGAUGAGCAGCUUUCUUCAACCACAAGUUAUCUUCCUCCAUCAUCGGUGCGAACUAUAUAUAAAAUUAUAUGUGAGACAAUUUCCUUGAUCAAGGAUGCGUUACUCUGUAACUAG